Molecule: messenger RNA, 709 nt
Organism: Dothidotthia symphoricarpi CBS 119687
Lineage: Eukaryota; Fungi; Ascomycota; Dothideomycetes; Pleosporales; Dothidotthiaceae
Exons: 2
Coding region: 94-267 (57 amino acids)
Source: RefSeq, a predicted model, not a curated record
UUGACCAAAUUUACUAUCCGCCUCAUUUGCUAUUAGACUGCAACACGUGAGCAAAGAUCCCAAAAAUCAAUACAGUCUUACAACGAAGUCCCCAUGCUUCGAAGGGAAGCGCCAGCCCUGAACUCUCUGCCUCCACGGCGGAGCAAACCUCUCUUUACCAACAAGUGGUUAUGGGAGAUCGGUUUGUUGUGGUUAUCGCUCACAGCACUGGUUGCAGUGUGUGGAAUAUGGACGGUCGCCCCAAUGUUCUAUGACUUGGAGGUAUAACACUGUGAUCUCAUGUUCAUCCAUGUUGUUUCGCGUUACGAGCUAUAUCAGCCAGCUAAGCUAGGUAUGGCUCGCCCUAGCGCAACAACCGCUCUGUGACAGUGUUCGAUUUGACGAGGCCAUUCGAAGUCCUUAUAAGAGUCUAAAACUGUUAUUCUCACAUCAUUUUCAGUGUCUCCUCAGAAAGCAAUUUAAGGUAGUCAUGCAUGACUGACUGAAGGACAGAUCUUUAGCUUUUAUCAGUGCGAUUGUUAGCAUCUUCAGCCUCGUGUUAGGUCCCUCUUUCCAGCAUAGUAUAGUGUUUUACAGCUCCCCAAUAGCAGAUACCACGGCGAUAUUUUAUGCAUCAUAUGUUUAGACCACAACGCCUUCACUAGUUUUGUCUCAGUCUCGGGAUCAGAUCUGCGUAUGCUUUCACUCUUUGGCACAUCGUUGACGAGCA